CUAAUUAACUACUAAUGCUUAUUACAUCGUGAAAUGUAGUAAAAUAUACAAAGUGCGUAACUGCGUACUGUCCAAAUUCCUAAAUUUUACCCCUUCUCCAAGCCCCCAGAACAAUCGUGACCCCUUCUCCAAGUCUGGACUGAGCAUAUGACAUGUGUCGAGUUGCGUCAAUCUUCAAGUAAAGAUCUCCGCAGCGUCAGAGAAGGCUUUGUGUUGUUACUCGGUGACUCGUCCUUUCCGACUUUGCUCAGAGUAAUGGCUACUGAAGGAGUUAAACCCGAGACACAUACCCAGUUGACACCGGUAAAUGCUGUGAAAUCUUCAUGCCGGAAGAAGAAGUCUGAAACUGCUAGUUUCAUAGAGGACGUGAGAGAUCAUAUUGACGAGUUUAUACAUGCUUCAAUGGAUGAGCAUAAAACAUGCUUCAAGAAGACUAUUGAGAAGAUGUUUGGAAUGUCGAAAGUUGUUGCUGAAAGAAAUGCUGAAGCGAAGGAGGUCGAAAGUGUACUUCCACUCCAGACAACCAUAUCUAAGUAGUAUUUCCAGAACUUGCGUAUGAGAAGGAAGUCUUCAAUUAAUUCACCCGAUCCCCACCAAAAUCCUUUCUGGAUGUGUUUUAGAGUUUCGGUCAUAGGUGUUUUUAGUUUGUUAAUUUCUGUUCUUUGUUAUCAUGUAGGCAGUGUCCAUGUUUGAUGAAAGAAAUGUUGCUUCUUAGCUUUGGGUUGUUGCAUGGUUUUUUUCUAACAAUACGAUCAGAGUAACUUUUUCUUAUAGAAAGCUGUGAUGGUAUAUAUAACACGAUAGUUUUGUCCAUCAGAACUUCCGGUUAUUUUAAAAAGUUCACAAAACUUAAUAUGUGGAAAUGUGGAAUUAUUAGUUUAGUUCAUA
Messenger RNA from Cuscuta epithymum, 888 nucleotides. NCBI's taxonomy places the organism in Eukaryota, Viridiplantae, Streptophyta, Magnoliopsida, Solanales, Convolvulaceae. The record is from the annotation of a GenBank genome assembly.